Messenger RNA from Spathaspora passalidarum NRRL Y-27907, 693 nucleotides. RefSeq lists its product as uncharacterized. The record is from RefSeq and is a predicted model, not a curated record. NCBI's taxonomy places the organism in Eukaryota, Fungi, Ascomycota, Pichiomycetes, Serinales, Debaryomycetaceae. The transcript has a single exon. Gene Ontology annotation, cellular component: cytosol. The coding region runs from base 1 to 693 and encodes 230 amino acids.
AUGUCCAUCGUUGAGAAGCUCUUGAGGAAGUACGCUGACUUGUACACCGAGUCCACCACCCACCCAUUGACAAACGAACUUUGCAAUGGUACCCUUUCCGAUCACAGGUUAUUCACUUAUUUAACCCAAGAUCUCAAGUUUUUCCAAAUUGGAUUGAACUUGUUCGGGAACACAUUGGCAUAUUGUGACGAUCCACAAGCGGCAAUUGUGUUGGGUAAACAAAUUGGGUUUCUUUCCAAUGAUGAAAACGAUUAUUUCUUUAAAUCGUUGAGUCAAAUUAAGGAGGAAAAUUUGCAAUUGUUGCAAGAAAAAGUUGGUGACAUGUUGGGUGACAAUCCUGUUACUUUGCCUGAAGUUGAGAAAUAUCUCGAUUUGUUAAAGUACAUGACUUACCAAAGUAAAAGCUAUGUGGAAUUGAUCACCUUCACCUAUGUCAUGGAGAAAGUCUACCUUGGUUGGGCCGACUACAACAUUGACAAUGGGUUGGUUAAACAAGGGUUGGAAUUUAAACACCAAGAAUGGAUUGAUUUACAUAGUGGAGAAGCAUUCACCAAGUGGGUUGAGUUCUUGAAGCAAGAAGUCGACCGAGUUGUCAAGACUGAACAAGAUGAAAAAGUGUGCGAGGAAAUGUUUGUUAAAGCCCUCAAGCAAGAAAUCUCGUUUUUUGACGGCUGUUACAAUUAUGGUAAUUAG